UCCCGGAUGGGCGUCAUGGCGGCGAGGAAACUCGUCUCGAGACUUGGCCUACUCUUCCUCUCCCUCCUCCUCCUCCACCUCCAGCACCUCGUCACGUGCACACACGGACGCGAUGCUGGAGGAGGGUGGUGAGGAGGGUGGUGAGGAGGAGGAGUGUGGUAGUGAGCGUGAGGACUACGAACAUGACGACAAAGAUGGCUACGAGAAUGACUACGACGACGAUGAUGACGACGAUGAGGGUGAUGGCGGCGAUGGCGGUGGCGACGAGGGAGAGCGGUGGGAGCUGUCCGUGCGGGUCUCCAUGAGGAGCGAGUGGAGGAGGAGGAUGGCGCAGAGUGGCGUGCACUACCAUCUACAAGCCGAGGUCUCCACAAGGAGGGGUGUGACUAGCACGGAGCGCUUUGUGGGAUGUCGCUACCGCCACGCGCUGCCUCAGCCUGCAGGCGCUGCUGAGUACUGCGUCCGCGUGAGAGUCGCGGCUCGCUACCCCUAUUACCAAAUCAUCAGCAUACGCAACAUGGUUGAGCGAUAG
Molecule: messenger RNA, 532 nt
Organism: Lethenteron reissneri (Far Eastern brook lamprey)
Lineage: Eukaryota; Metazoa; Chordata; Hyperoartia; Petromyzontiformes; Petromyzontidae
Source: RefSeq, a predicted model, not a curated record